AUGGCGUUCGGCGACAGCGGUGGCAGUGACAAUAGUGGCGGCUCGUGGCCGACGAGCCUUAGCACGCCGGAGACUGACGAGCUCAUCCGGCUCGGGCUGAUGGUGUCGCGGGGCUGCCGUCUACCGAACGCCUUCCGCAUGACCGCCGACGGGUACCCGACGAGGGGGCCCGGUGCGUCGCCGGAUGAGCUCCGCCGGCACAAGGGCGGACGCUGGAACAUCGUCGGCCGCACUAAGUUCUGGAAGUGGAAGGACUACUGGAGAGUCGUCGCGCAGGCUCGUCGGGAGUCGCGGACGGGCGGCUCGUCGUCUGCCUCGGGCGGCUCGUCGUCUGCCCCGCGCAGGCCCUGCCGUCCCCCUUCGGCGGCCACGCCGUCUCCAAGCUCUUCCCGCUGUCCGGUACCCACCCUCGCCGGGCCCGCCUCCCCUCCCGCCGUUGAGAUACCGCCGGAGCAGUUUGCGUUGCGCGAGGACGGCGACCCCGACGACUGCCCCGGCUACCUCAUUGCACUAUGGGCGUCGCAGGAAGAAGCGGCGGCCGCGGCGGCGGCCGCGGAGGCCAGACAGGCCGCCGAGCUGCAGGCCGCACUCGACGCCGCGGCGGCUAUGGCGGUGGCAGCAGAGGCUGCCGAGCUGCAGGCCGCACUAGAUGCGGCGGCGGGCAUCGGUGCGGUGCAGGCGCAUGCGGCUCCAGUGGAGGACGACGCCGGCGACUGGGACGACGGCGGCAAGAGCAGCGACAACGACGAUGGCGACGAGAGUGACGGCGGUGCGGGCGAGAUCGUGGACCUCCCCGACCGUGUCAGGGAAUGGCCACGUGGCAACCUAGCACUUCUGCAGUAUCUAUAUUGGGAGAAGGUGGAGCCAAGCACCGGUCCGCAAUAUGAUCCGUUAGCGUUGUUGAGCCCCUUGAUGAGGAACUGGAAAGAAGAGGCAGCGGAGAAAAGAGACAAGUACGCCUUUGAAUAUGGUCGUGGUGUUGGGAUGAGGGUCAUAGAGAAAUUGAACAAAAGCGCCAUCUUCUACAAAGCCGGUGAUAUUGAGAAAGAAGAAGAGAAUGAGUAUGGUGAUAAUAGUGAAACUAGAAACUAUGGUGGAGAACCUCGUAAAGAAUGGGUAUAUCAUCCUGAUGUGGACAAUUUCAAAACACCAGCAAAAAAGAAUGUGCAAGAGGAUGAUGAAGAUGAUCUUAAUGAUUCUGAAGAGAAGAGACCUUAUUAUUGCACACCUGAAUAUUGGGAUAGUUUCAAGGGUGAUAAAGAAGAUCCUAUCGAAGUUCCUGAGGUAUGUGAUGAGAAAUCCGUUACAUCUUUAGGAACAGAUGAAAUCGCAUCACGUGGAUCCGUAGGUUCUAUUAGAGAAGAUGAGGUACCCGAGGAGGUUGUAGGGAAACGGAAGUGCAAGGUAUCAAACCUUAUGAAGUCUCCUUAUGUGCAAGCUAUACCGACUAAGCGUGCAAAACGUUCUGCAAAAGCAAAACUAUUCAAGAAAGAAGUCUUUCAAGAUGAAUACGAUGUGAUUAAAGCUUGUGUUAAGUUUGUCCGUGCUUAUGAGCAGUCAACAAAACAUAGAAAGAAGGAAAUAUUCAAUGAUGGCAUGCGCGAAGGUCUCAGUACAGAGAGGGCUUGUAAGAUUUUUGACCAUCAAUGGCUAACCAGUGAUAGAAAACAACUUGGAUAUGACAUACGUGAUGCGAAUGCGAGCGGUGCUGUGAAUUAUCCGGAUGUGUCUACCUGGCCUAUCAAAACAUAUAAGAUGUCACAACAAGAAGACGGGUGA
This is a messenger RNA of Triticum turgidum subsp. durum (durum wheat), 1779 nucleotides long. The record is from the annotation of a GenBank genome assembly. Lineage: Eukaryota; Viridiplantae; Streptophyta; Magnoliopsida; Poales; Poaceae.